GGCUAGACGUAGCUAUCUCCAGAAGGGGCAAAGGGGGCAGAAACCGCAAUGUGCGCAAUGGAGACAAGUCGAGCGACUGUACAACCACUUGUCUAAGUCCAAUUGGAAGUUACAGGUAUGCGCAGUUUCUAAGCGGAUUUUUUAUUUUUUUGUCUCAAAGGAAUGAUCAAAAGGAUUCCGCAAGACUGAAUCGAUGCGCGAAGGGGCCUCCAUUCAUACGUGGCCUGUUUACAUUUUUACUGUUGAGGUUUGCAACAUGGCACGGCUCUUUGCGAUACUUUUAAUUUUUGUCACAACUGUACUCGGCAGCGCAUCUGAGGUCUGCCGGGGGACGCGCUGCUUCUCCGGCCAGGAUUGGAACAGACAGUGCGUCGGCGCACACUGCCAGGGGCGCACGGAGACACCCGCGUCCCGGCGGCCGUUCCACAACACUGCGCACUCCAGGCAGGGACACGUCUAUAACAGCCACCAGCAGGAUGCUCAUUUCAAUCAGCAGCAAGCCAAGAGCUCACCAUUAGCACCGUUCACCGUUUUCCAGUCCCAGCACGCAGGCUUUACGCAGCCAUCCACGGGCACGGAUGGCAUCAGGAGGACGAACCCGAGGACCAUCACGGCAGAGGUGUUUCACCCCGGCUGCGCCGGUGGGAGCUGUCCGACGACAGUCUCUCAUCACCCCACGAAUGAUGACAGUGCAACGCGGGACUGCAAAGGCAUUGGAUGUAAACUGCCCCUUCGGAUGCGCCAGAGGCACAAACCUUGUGUAGGAGAAGGCUGCGGUACACACGGAGGAGACGACGGGAGAGGAGACUCUUCACCAGUUCAUGUGACGGACAGAGCAGCACAAUUUCUGGAUGAGCUCCCAGACUUUGGGUCGGAACGCGGAGCAUCGAUACAGCUGACAUGUGACAUGAAACCAGGUACUAAUGAGGUUCCCUCAGAGGACGCUCUUGUGCUGCAGCUACAGCUGUCCAAGAGCCAAGACAGGCUAGUUGAGGCCCUCAGGGGCCAGCAGAACGAGGUUAAGGAGCUGCAGAGGCUACUCAGUGAGCAGCAGAGGACGCUGGUCAACCAGCAGAGAGAAAUACUGGAGCAGCAGAGCAGGAUGUAUGAGCAGAUGGAGCAGGUGAAAGCUCAGUACACCAUGUUGAUGGACAGCGUCAAACAAACAUCUUUCCAGAACCUCCAGGGGGAGCUGGACAGUCACAUGGAAACCCUGAGUGGGCAGGUUAGAACCCACCAGGCACAGCAGGCUCUCUCUUUGCACAAGGUGGACAUGGAGGCCAGUGUGAUGGAGGUUGGCCGAUCUCUGCUGGCCUGUGGCACCUGCGGUGCUGAGGAGUACUGUAGCUUCACUAGCGGCCAUCCUCGCUGUGAGAAGUGCACCAUUUGUCCCGCGGGUUUCUUCCUGGUCGCCCAGUGCUCAGUCCACGCAGACAGGAUCUGCCAGGACAGAGAUGAAUGUCUCGAAAUAUCCGAUCUGUGUGGAGAUCAGCAGAAGUGUCUCAACACUCCAGGUGGAUUCAGGUGCCAAGAUAUGACAGAGCGAGAUGUCAAGUCAGGGAUGUGCGGGCACAGCUACUUCUACAACUCGGUUAUGGAUGAGUGUCAGGCCUGCAACGAGUGUGAUGGAGAACCCGUGGCUUCGCCUUGUACCUUCACCUCAGACACCGUCUGCACUGGCCCCGCUGCUGCUGCUGACAGCGUCCUCUCUCUGUCCUGGGCUGGAGAUGUGAGCCUGCAGGUGUCAAAAGGCCACAUCUUGGCUCAUGCCUUCCCCAGUGUGCAGCUACACAUCCAAGGAAGAGGUGAUGGCGGUCUGGUGUCCGCUGAGGAUGGACACCUGGUGCUGAGGCAGCACGGUCUGGUGUGGCUGGAUGAGAAUCUGGCGGUGAGCCACGGCUGCCGCAGCUUCAUCCAGGUGUGUCUGCGCAUGAACAACACAGAUGGCUCUGAAAGUCGUGACCUCAGUGGCGUUCGGGUGGAACAGCGGGAGGAGAGGUCUCUUCAAAGUGUCAGCAUCAGUGCGGUGGCGGAGGUCGCCCCGGGUCACAUCAUGUCCCUCUUCCUCCGGAGCGCCAGUCAUCACUGUAACCAAACCAGUGAAGGCCUGCAGCUGUACGACUCCGCUGCACCUAUGCUCAGCCUCCUCUGGAUCUCUCAUGACACUGGGGCAGUUGCCAUGACAGCGCAGGCGAUGGUCUCCGCACACUACCACACAAACUAUCGCCCGGUCUUCCGCACCACGUCCUCCUCUGACCCUUAUGUUGUGGGGCUGACUCAUGAUGGCCGAGGGAUCCGUUUUGCGGAGAGUGGCACAGUGCGUUUUGUGUUCCAGCAGGCCCUCUACUCUAUGGGCCAGGCAUGUGUGAGUGAUGGAUUCCAGAUUUUGGCGUAUCUCAACCACAACGGAACCAGCGCAGAGCUGUUCCGUGCAUUCAAACCAGGCGUCCACUAUCGGGACACAUCCAUAUCUCUGUCUGGAGCAACUAAAGUUGGUCCUGGGGACACACUGGGAUUUGAGAUCCUCUCUCCUGCUCAAUGCAAUGUCCGCUUCUUUGGUGAUGAAACAGGCAUCAGCAUUCUCAGUUUGGUUUGGGUCCCCGCUGCCAUUUCUUCCUCUCUUUCUGCCUCUGUGGCUCACACCGGCCUUCCGUCAGGAGCAGUUCGAAACAAGCCGCUGUUCUUCCACCAGACCAGCCCCCAGGUGUCCCAGAUAGGACUGCUGGUCAAAGGGUCCGCCGACCAGAGACGAGAUUUUGUCUUCAGGGAGAGUGGCACAGCCAGUUUGGCUCUGGACCUUAAACUCAUUCACUCCUGCAGCUUGGUCAAGGUGACUCUGCUCAGGCGAAGUGAGUCAGAGGGGUCAGAAAGAGGCCGUGAGGUACAGGGACCUCGGCCUGUUGUCGUGGCCCAGCAGGUGGCUGGCCAGAUGCCUGAAGGCAGCCACUGGGCCAGUGUGAGUCUGAGGGCGUCUUUCCAGGUUCACAACAGCACUGCAGUUUUCUUCACUUUGGACUGUGUUCGAGGACGGGUCAACCAGAUCAGCCACCAAACAGGAAGUGGGGUGUCAGUGCUCUGGGUGGCAGCGUGAUAAAAGAAACCUCAGCUUUGUUGAGCCUUUCUGUGUUUCAGAGUAAAGACCAUGACGCCAUUUAAAAGAUUAAAAGAGGAAUAGUUUGAACUUUUGGAAACUACAUUUUAACCUAACCUUGUCGCUAAUUAUAUUUACCAAAUAUGCUUACUAAAAACUAUAAAAGACAGAAACUAACACAUAUGUCUUUCUGUGUAAUCUAUAGAUAAAGUGUGCAAUGUGAGAUUUUCUGCAAGCUGUUUGCCACUGCUGCCAGUCUUUGUGCUAAGCUAACAGUCUUCUGAUGUUAAUUUUUGACUGGCAGAUAAGAGUAAUGUUCUCCUUAAUACAUAUCUCCGCGAGCUGCUUAACUUUCUUUCUUUCUUUCUUUCUUUCUUUCUUUCUUUCUUUCUUUCUUUCUUUCUUUCUUUCUUUCUUUCUUUCUUUCUUUCUUUCAUUUUUAUUAGGUGCUAAAAUAUUGACUGUGGAGUAUUUUAAAAUGUAGCAUUAUGCAGCAAUCAUAUUUAAAAAGUCAUUAUAUGUAAUUCAAGUAUUGGUGAUGACAGUUCUUAAUGGGUGUAUUUACAUCAGGUUUCUGCUCUCUUUAUGUUCCAAAAUUCCAUGUUUUUUCCCUUUCGGUGUUUUAUUUAUGUAAAUCUGUUCCUCUGUUGACACCAAAAGACUUUUGGAGCAUUCUGGUUGUGACUACGGCGUUUUCUGCUGCUGGUUUUCAUUCCUGAGAGUGUUUUUUAAGAGCAUGUGUUUCAUGUUAGGCACCAUUUCUAAUGUGAGUAUCCACUGCAUGCCUUGUUUAAUGACCACUUUGUGCAUCUUAUUGUGUAGAAUUUUUGAGGGCUGGUAGAAAUUAAACUGCUAUUUUAACAUCUUACAUAGUAACCACAAUUAAACUGUAAUAAAGUGUAUAUUUGAUGUUUUCUAGUAAAUGCAAUAAAAAUAUAUUUGUUUUA
Molecule: messenger RNA, 4038 nt
Organism: Mugil cephalus (flathead mullet)
Lineage: Eukaryota; Metazoa; Chordata; Actinopteri; Mugiliformes; Mugilidae
Exons: 6
Coding region: 194-3091 (965 amino acids)
Molecular function (GO): protein binding; calcium ion binding
Source: RefSeq, a predicted model, not a curated record